Molecule: messenger RNA, 726 nt
Organism: Spirodela intermedia
Lineage: Eukaryota; Viridiplantae; Streptophyta; Magnoliopsida; Alismatales; Araceae
Source: the annotation of a GenBank genome assembly
AUGGUCACCCUAGAGAAGCGGGGACGAGUGUACCUCCUCACCCUCACCGGCGACGGCGAGCACCGCCUCAACCCCGCGCUCAUCGGCGACCUCCACUCCGCCCUCUCCCAAAUCCGCGCCGAGGCCUCCGCCACCGGCGGUGUCGGCGGCGCCGCCCUCGUCAUCGCCGCCGAGGGGAGGUUCUUCUCCAACGGGUUUGACCUCAAAUGGGCGAGUGAGCAGUCGCCCGAUUCUCACCGCCGCUCCAGGCUCAUGAGCUCCGCCUUCUUUCGCACGCUGGCGGCGCUGAUCUCCCUGCCGAUGCCCACCGUCGCCGCCGUCACUGGCCACGCCGCCGCCGCUGGGUUCUUCCUGGUUCUUGCCCACGACUACGCCUUGAUGAGGGCCGAUCGAGGGUUUCUCUACAUGAGCGAGGUCGAUCGGGGACUCCCCAUCAUCGACGCGGUCAUGUCGCUGGCGCGGGCCAAGAUGGCCCCCAGGGCCCGCAGGGAGGCCCUCCUCGGCGGCGCAAAGCUCACGGCGGCGGCGGCGGCGGAGAGGGGGAUCGUGGACGGCGUGUGCGGGGGGGCCGCCGAGACCGUGGCGGCGGCGGUGCGGCUGGGGGAGGAGCUGGCGGGGCUGACCUGGGACGGCCCCUCGUACGCCGCCGCCAGGAUCGCGGUGUUCCCGGAGUUCGCCAAGAUCGUCGAGCUGGCGGCUGAGGAGGACCCCAAGUCAAAGCUCUGA